GCAGGUCACUCAAACAGUGGCCAUCGUAGGCCUGUUCCUGCUAACUUUUUCCCAAUCUGUAAAACUGAAUAACCACUCAGAAGAAUCCAAAGAGAUUGAAAGGAUUGAAAAUAACAUCGAAACGUCAAUGGGAAAUAUGGCAAAACACUUUGAAGAGGGCAACGGCAUUGAUGGAAAGCAAUCCAGAGUUAUCUCCAAGGCUUUCGUAAAACUUGGAGAUUUUAUAAAGAAAAGGACCGAACAAACCAAAACCAAGCCAAAACCAAACUCCCAAUGGACUAUUCUUACGCUUAAAUUUUCCAAGAUAUAAAUGUUUAGGUAAAAAUAAAAAGAAAAGUUAGAAAGCGUUUUGAAUACAAAUUAAGUGUAUCGAACUGAUUUUACGGUACAGCACAUUAGUGGCUUUAUUUAUAUUAAUUUUAAAGCAGUUUAACGAUGACAGCCCUUUUGUUAAUAUACCUUUGCAUUUUACUCUUAAUUACCAAAUACAUCCAGGGAAAGUCGAGUUCAGAGGAGAACAAGAGUUUCAACAUCAAAACCGGCGGCAAUGCCCACGUUAGAUUUUUAUACGAACGACCUAAAGGAAAAAGUCACUCAACUUUUACUGGCAAGAAAAAGAGGGAAGCCGAAUAUUUCCUAAAUUUUGUAUUUAACAACUACCGAAAUCCCAAAAAGUCUCUGGACCGGAAAGUGAAAAUGCGCCGAACUCACAGUCGAUUACUGCCCAAUGGAAUGCCCAAUCCUUAUAAGUACUUACCGCUCAAAGGCGAAGAUAUGUAGACAUAAAACCGUACUAUCUGUUGAUUUGUUUACUUACACAAUGAACCCAAAAUGUUUACUCAUUGAUAAUAAAAAUAACUUUUU
Messenger RNA from Drosophila subpulchrella, 864 nucleotides. RefSeq lists its product as uncharacterized. The record is from RefSeq and is a predicted model, not a curated record. The transcript is spliced from 3 exons. NCBI's taxonomy places the organism in Eukaryota, Metazoa, Arthropoda, Insecta, Diptera, Drosophilidae. Bases 436 to 780 code for a protein of 114 amino acids.